AUGGAUGGUCUUUCAGAGACGGAGCCUCUCCUGCGACCAGCGCAGGUCCAGCGGAAGGCGACCGACGAUAUCCCGGUGGAAGGGUAUUUGUCUGUGCAAGACGACACUACACGUAACGCAUUUGAUAAUGUGCCUGAUGCAAAGAAGCAGAUCGGACUCGCUAGUGCAGUAAUGCUUAUAUUCAACAGAGUGAUUGGAACUGGCGCUUUUGCAGCGCCUAGCGUUAUCUUGCGGUCAUCAGGGAGUGUAGGAAUGACUUUCGUUAUGUGGAUAAUCGGUACACUUGUCGCAUGCGCAGGUACUGCUGUUUUUGUAGAGUUUGGAACGGGACUGCCGAAGAGUGGUGGGGAGAAGACCUACAUGGAAUUCAUUUAUCGCCGACCGAGGUUCUUGGCUACUUGCUUCUACGCGAUAUACGGGUUACUCAUAGGUUGGUUGGCGGUAAAUAGCGUUGUUUUCGGGGAAUACACCUUAAAUGCCCUCGCAAUCCAGCCUACCACUGUUAAUGUUCGAGUAGCCGGCUUUCUGUGCUCGACAUUCUGUCUCAUCGUACACGGUGCAUUCUUAGACUAUGGGCUGAAACUACAGGAUGCACUGGGUUUCUUCAAAUUAUUUGUAUUACUCAUUAUCGCUGUUGCUGGGCUCUUCAGCCUCGUCGGUGUCCCUGGAUUCGCCGUACGUGGUGAAUACGAUAUUCCACAUAAUUUCACGUGGUCGUCUUUUUGGGAGGGAAGUGGCAUUAGCCUGAAUGCAUUCAUCACUGGAAUGUAUAAUGUUAUCUGGGCUUACAGCGGAUACUCUAAUGCCAACUAUGCCUUAUCUGAAGUGCAAGAUCCUGUCCGUACUAUCAGGCGCGCUGCACCCCUUGCCUUGAUUCUUGUCGCGGUCGCGUUUUUGUCUGUGAAUGUUGCGUACUUUGCUGUUGUAUCCAAGCAAGACAUAUUGGAAGGUGGCACCAUGGCGGCAGCCCUAUUUUUCAGGAACAUAUUCGGUCCUGCUACAGAACGGAUUUUGAGUGCUGUCAUUGCACUGUCAGUACUAGGAAACCUUAUGAGCAUCCUGUUCUCGCAAGGCAGAGUUGUCCAAGAGUUAGGUAGAGAGGGUGUUCUACCAUUCUCAUCUUUCUUCGCCAGCAACAAACCUUUCGGUGCACCCCUUGCUGGGCUUUUUACUCAAUGGCUCGUUUCUAUGAUCAUCAUGAUUGCUGCUCCUCCUGGAGAUGCCUAUCUCUUUGUCGUAAAUUUCUCAUUAUACCCCGUGACGAUGUUUAAUCUGCUGAUAUCGGGCGGUCUUCUCCUUCUGUACACCCCCGCAUUCAAAUCUUACGAGUGGUGUCCUCCGUUCCGAGCGUGGAAGUCCGUCGUUGUAUUCUUUUUCGUAUCCCAUGUCGUUCUUGCUAUUUUACCCAUGAUCCCGCCGACUGCAGGAUCCGAAACUUAUGAACAUCUCCCAUAUUGGUCCCACGUCGUUAUAGCGGUGGCAGUUGGUCUACUUGGUAUUAUAUAUUGGUUUGUUUGCUUCUACUGGUUACCCAAGAAGCGUGGAUACCGUAUCGUGCAGGAGACUGUCUUACAGGAUGAUGGGGUCCCGCGGAAUGUUCUUCGGAAAAUACCAAAUAGAUCAGAUGACGAAGGACGUGCUUAAAUGUAGAUGCCCUUUCAACUUUACAGUUAUUUUCAUAUCGUUAGACCAGAUUCCUUUUCUUUCCCG
This is a messenger RNA of Suillus plorans, 1710 nucleotides long. RefSeq names its product APC amino acid permease. Gene Ontology annotation, molecular function: L-amino acid transmembrane transporter activity. Gene Ontology annotation, cellular component: membrane. The transcript is spliced from 13 exons. NCBI's taxonomy places the organism in Eukaryota, Fungi, Basidiomycota, Agaricomycetes, Boletales, Suillaceae. The record is from RefSeq and is a predicted model, not a curated record. Bases 1 to 1644 code for a protein of 547 amino acids. Gene Ontology annotation, biological process: amino acid transmembrane transport.